AAUUAAUUAUCUUAUCGAAAUAUAACUCUCCCCUCUCAUCUAAAUAAAAUUGGAUGGCACUUUACAUUAGACACUUGUAACUGCAGUGCAAUUGACGUGAAAGUUAGACAGUAUGAAGGUCGCAGUACUUGUAUGUGUGAUUCUUACAUUAUUUCAGGUUUCGUGUAGGCGACUCAAUUAUGUAGCGGAAGAUUUCAUUUGCAUGAAAAAGUUGGGGAUUGAAGAAAGUUACCUUAACGACCGAGUUGGCGACAAUUUCUUGCUAACAACUGGCGAUGACCAGUUUAAUGAUUUCGUGGUGUGUUGGGUAAAGGAAAUGGGACUGGUCGAUGAAAAUAUGCAAAUAAUACCUUCCGAACUGAAAUCCUACAUAUUAAAACAUCAAUUUAAUCUCUUCAAGAAGAACGACUAUCCCAACAAAGACGAAGUGGCAGAAAGGGUCUCCAAAAGUUGUCUAAACACACAGCCAGGAAAAAAUGAUGGGGACACAAUGGUUAAUAUAUUCAAUUGCGUAAUGACGCAAAUGGGUGCUUUGUAAGUUAAUUUGUAAAUAAACAAAGUUACAGUGAUUA
Messenger RNA from Photinus pyralis (common eastern firefly), 572 nucleotides. RefSeq lists its product as uncharacterized. Gene Ontology annotation, molecular function: odorant binding. Lineage: Eukaryota; Metazoa; Arthropoda; Insecta; Coleoptera; Lampyridae. The transcript is spliced from 2 exons. Bases 113 to 538 code for a protein of 141 amino acids. The record is from RefSeq and is a predicted model, not a curated record.